Molecule: messenger RNA, 1775 nt
Organism: Setaria italica (foxtail millet)
Lineage: Eukaryota; Viridiplantae; Streptophyta; Magnoliopsida; Poales; Poaceae
Product: translation initiation factor IF-2
Exons: 2
Coding region: 311-1453 (380 amino acids)
Source: RefSeq, a predicted model, not a curated record
GUGAAAAGAAACAAUAAAACUGUGGCUCUCAAGCCUGAUCUGUUCCUCCUCCUCCGCCCCCGUGGCCUUGGGUUUUGGGAUCCCCUCGCCUCGUCUCGUCGCCUCUUCCUCCUCGCAGCUCGCCGGCCUCCUCUUCUUGCCACAAAAAUCCACUCCAAAUUGCCGCCGAUCCCCGUACACCCGGCGCACCCACAGGGCCUCUCCCCGCCUUGCCUGGUUCGGGAUGGUCGCGCAGAUUUAGCUGAUUCAAUCGCUGGCGGCGUUCGAUCUUGCGGUGCCCCGCCGAGAUGGUUUGAAUUGUGAUCUGGAAAUGGAGCCGUCGGAUCUGAACACCCACCUGCCGCCGCGGAAGCGGCUGCUCGCCGGGCUCAGGACGGCGGCCACCUCCUGCGACGCAGCCGAGCCCCUCCCGUCCCCGCUCGCCUCCGGCGAUCUCGCCGCCCGCCUCCGCGAGAUGGCGCUCGCCGCCAACGCCUCGGCCUCCUCGCCCGAGGAAAUGAUCGAAGCGGCGAGGGCGGCUGCGGAAGCCGCUACCGAUGCGGCCGCGGCUGCCCGAGCCGCCGCGGCCGAGAAAGCGGCCGUGGCCGCCAAGGCUAGGGCCGCUGCGCGGGCUGCUAUGGAGUUCCUCGAUUCCUUUUCCAGGACAGGCACGUCCAGGAACGGCCUCCAGUUCAAGGUCAAGUCGAGGAAGAAGCAUGUCCAGGUCAAGAUGUUGUACAGGCCCAAUGGAACCCUGGGGGAUGCUCCCAAGCCUAGGAGGCGCAAGCAGUCCGAUGAAGAGAUCGCACGCAAUUUGCACCGUGCCAUGAAUAGCUCACCGAGGAUCUCUCACACUGGACCACCCAAGAGGCCUCGCGGCAAAGCCGGUGAUGGCAAAGAUGGAGCCGCCCCCGGUGAAGGUAACAGGGAAGGUCGUGACGAUGCUUGCAAUGGUUCUUCAACUCAUGCGCCAAUUGAGGCUGGCGGUGGCUUAUCUAAUGGAUGCUGUGAGGAGAAAUCUAGCGAGACAACUGUUCCAUUGUUCAAGCAUGGGGGUCCUGAUGAUGGUGGUGAUGACCCAUCUAGGCAUGCUGCAAAGAGUAGAGGCGAUGUUACUGAUAAUGGAGUUGGCACUGGAAACUUGAGCGCUGCUCGGAAAGUGAAGAUCAAGAGGAAGGAAUUGCUUCUGAACCAACAUAACAAUAAAGAAACAGAAGAGCCCAAGGAAACAGAACCCUCUGUACAACCUAUAGGACAGGAUGAGCCAAAGACGAAUGGAAAUGGAACAGAAAAGCAUGGGAGUCCAGCAGAUGCAAAGGCCCCAGGUGACGGCACGGCGUCGAUGAAGAUUACAUCUGUAUGGAAGUUCAAGAAGUUAAAAACGUCACACUGUUCAUCCGACAGCAAGGUGUUGCACAACGUGUGUUCCUCUCCUACAGCAGCCGAAACUUCAGCUUCGGUGAAAGCUGAUUAGCGAGGUACCAUAGCGUAUAGUCGGCAGAUGCUUGUCUUAGCUAUGCUUGUUGUGAGAUUUUUGUAUGUUGAAGUGGUUAUUCGGACCAAGAGGGAGAGGAGGUAAAUCUCUCUCGGUAGAUCUUGCCUUUGCUUUGAUUUUUUAUACAAAUGUGCUUGUUUUAUGGUAUAUAAGUGACAAGGUAUUUCUACCGUAUUGUUUCUGUUCCACCCUUCCCAUUUGAUGUCAUUAGUAAUAGGGAGUGUGACAAACCCAUUUAGUUGUACCUGUUAUGCAUAUCAUCAUUCUAAUAAAUGGCACGGUGUAACCAAUGGUCUUCAUA